Dreissena polymorpha is the source of this 2234-nucleotide messenger RNA. RefSeq lists its product as uncharacterized. NCBI's taxonomy places the organism in Eukaryota, Metazoa, Mollusca, Bivalvia, Myida, Dreissenidae. The coding region runs from base 148 to 1761 and encodes 537 amino acids. The transcript has 14 exons. The record is from RefSeq and is a predicted model, not a curated record.
UGUCGUGUUCUUAUUGCCGUGGAUUCCAAUGUCCAUCGUUUGAAGUCUGCGUGUCCUCCAAAUGCAAGGAUUGACUUUCUGCCCGUAUCUGGUGCAAAGUAUGUGUCUGACCGGAAGGGCUUUAGAAAGCUGCUGCAUCAAGAGCUGAUGUCAGGUUGUUACGACAUAUUGUACCUGCAUCUUGGCUCUAACGAUGUUUGCUGCAAGGAUAGCGAAUUCUACCGUGUGUGCACUGAAAUACACCUGGUGCUUUGCGAGAUUCUUCCACGUGAUUUUGAUGUGAGAAUGUUUCCCCGAUGGCCACUCUCAGGGGCACAGUUGAGGAACUACUGCCAGUGGAUAAGGAGCGCAAACAGCAUGCUGUGGGAACUGAGUCACCAUGUGCCUUCUGUGAGAUACAUGGACUAUGGAGCAACUAAACAGAAGUCCCUGUACUUGUCCCAUGAUGGACUACAUCUGAGCGCUGAAGGGGCUAGGAGGUGUUUAGCAUCCAUACAGGACGACCUGCCAAACCAGCUGUGUGUGGAGGCUGCUGUUCAAGAUCCUACAGAAUGGCCAGCUCUCUCAGCCACGGAAGUACCGGUUCAGGAGCAUGACAGCACCAUAGCACUCUUUUCGGAUAUUGUGCCGACUGGAGCUCAACCAGAGAUUCAAGACAAGGUGGAUGCAAGUGAAGUACCAGUUCCUAGGGACAUUAAGCCUCAGACACAUAAAAUAAAGGUUGUCACAGCCAGAGCUAAGAGUUCUGCAACCAGAAGUGUCAAAAGAUAUGGAAAGAAGUUGGCAAAGAAAUGCCACACAAGGUCAUGCUGCAGUGGAUUUGUUUACCUUGACAUUACUGAAGAUGUGGCUGUUUUCCUGCCUGCAUACAAGUUGAAUGGCUUAUGCUUGAAACGCAUGAAGAUGGAAGUCAAGACUGGUAAGAUUAAAAGGGAGAAACCUACCAUGACGAAAAAGAAGAACAAACUGGUCCCUUGCUACAAUUGCCCAAACUGCAUGGUGUGCUGUUCAUCUGAAGAUGCCCUGCUCGACCAUUUUAUAAGGAAGCAAUCAUCGUGGAAAGUUGAUAGGCCUGACACACUUUACAAUCAGGAAGAUAAAAUCAACGUGCCAUCCAACAUCCAUUGCCACCGAGACACUGAAGAGACGCCCCAACAAGAUGACAACGCCGCAAAUGAAGAUCAAGUCAAUGUGCCAUCCCACUUCUUGUUCCAACGAGACACUGACGAGACGCCCCAACAAGAUGUAGACACUUCAAAGCUUCUUCUUAUUCUUUCAAAUGACGUUGAACUUAACCCUGGACCGACUUUCAGUUGCAAGUGGACAUCAUGCUUCAAGAAAUUUAUUAAUUAUGGUGAACUUAGUGCUCAUAUUAUAUGUCACAUAGAGGGAACAAAUAGAGGCCAAUGGGAAGACUGCCAUGAAUGUUUUUCAGCUGUAAGAAGAUUUGAGCUGCAUCUUUUGAGACAUUUGUAUGAUAACAGCGAGAUAUUCAAAACAAUCGAUGAAUGGAAAAACACGCUACCUGAUGGGAAGAUCAAUGAACAGACAACAGAUCUGAAUAUGUGUCCGCUUCAUCUGAACAUACAGCUGAUACUAACUGAGGUCACUGGGGUCAAGGUUAACAAGCACAAUUUAGUGAGUCAUGUCCUCCCACACUGCGCCGGACACACUCAACGCCAACGACAGCAGGAUUUUUGUCCUCCCACACUGUACCUGAAAUCCUUAACCUCACCAUCAGCAGGACGUGGAGACGCGUAAUCUGCGACACUUCGCUUAAUAGCCUUAACACCACUGGAAGAAGGAGGUCGAGAUGCAAGUCCUCCAACACUGCGCCUAUAAUACCUUUAUCCCAACCAUCAGCAGGAGCUUGGUAUUUAUUUCCUCCCACACUUAACCUAUAUACCAUUAACCAACUUUUAUGUUUUAAGAUCCACUUUACUUCUAAAGAAUCAAUGCUAUAGCUCUCAAACUUCAAAUACUUUCUUACUAUCAUGUUGUUACUGUACCUGGAAAGUUGAAUUUGACCUUGAUAUUUGAGUGACAUUGGCUCUCAAGGUCAAAUUAAUAAAUUUUGCUUAAAUUGCGAUAAUUUCUUUAUUUAUGAUCACAUUUGAUUCAUACUUUGACAAAACAACACAAACUGCACAAGUAAUGCGUAUUGCUCAAAACUGUCUUGAUUCUGAAGUUGUCAUUGGCUUGCGGAUAAUUCCUGACACAAGCCGAUAAAAGUG